This is a messenger RNA of Mytilus trossulus (common blue mussel), 1509 nucleotides long. RefSeq lists its product as uncharacterized. The coding region runs from base 1 to 1509 and encodes 502 amino acids. The record is from RefSeq and is a predicted model, not a curated record. The transcript has 3 exons. Lineage: Eukaryota; Metazoa; Mollusca; Bivalvia; Mytilida; Mytilidae.
AUGAUACGAGGAAAAACAAUAUCUUAUUCAUCUUUUAAAAAGAAAGAACGCAGUAGGGAAGAAGAAGAACUAGAAAGUCAAUUGAACAAUUUGAACAAUAAUGAAAAUAUCAAUGAUAAAAGGGAAGAAAUUACACAUAUUGAACUUCAGUUAAGGUCUUUAAGAGAAUCUAGAAUAAAAGGGGCAAUAAUGAGAGCAAAAGCAAAAUGUCAGUAUGCUGAUGAUUCGACUUUGAUCCUGGAUGAUAGUGAAGAAUCUCUCAACAGUGCUCUAGAUAAGAUAGACUUGUUUUACUCAUGCUCUGGUUUGAAGGCUAAUUUUGAAAAAACCCAAGUUAUAUGGAUUGGGGCAAAAAGGGGCUGUGGUGAGGAGCUAAACACAAAUAAAACAAUAAUAUGGAACCAUUCAGGAAAUUUCAAACUCCUAGGCAUUCAAUAUUGUUUGUCAAAAGUUGAUAUAUGUGUUGAUAAUUAUUUAGAAAAAAUUCAAAAAGUAAAAAAUCUUUUAAGUGAUUGGUCAUUCAGAAAUAUUACUAUAUAUGGGAAAAUUGUAGUUGUGAAAACUCUCGCCCUACCAAUUCUAAUUCAAUGUUUUACUGUUUUACCAGAUCCAUCCCCAGAUAUAUUAAAGCAGUUACAAGCUAUGCUAUACAGAUUUGUGUGGGAUGGUAAAGGGGACAAAAUUAAAAGAAAUAUACUUAUCUCAAAUUACGAGGAUGGUGGUGUAAAAAUGCCACAUAUUGAAUCAUUUAUAAAAUCACUUAAGUUAUCCUGGGUUAAAAAAGUUUUAGACCCCACAAAUUAUUCCUCAUGGAAAGUUCUAUUGGCAGAUCACCUUGAAAUGAAUGGUGGAGAAAAUAUGUGGCAUCUAUCAAAAUCAGCACUCAAUGAAAUUAAAAAAGAAUUUAACCCUUUUUGGCAAAAUGUAAUUUCAUCAUAUGCCUCACUGUGUGAACCUCUGACCACAGCCCCAAGUGAUAUCUUGUCUCAACCAUUGUUUUUAAAUGAAAAUAUUAUGAUUGAUGGAAAAACAGCUUUUUAUAAAAGGUGGAUACAGAAUAAUGUAUUUUUCAUAAAUGAUCUCAUUCAGGAAAAUGGAGAAUUUUACAAUUAUGAUGGAUUUAUUAGAAAUUAUAAUAUAAAAACAACUUUCUUAGAGUUCUAUGGACUAAUCUUGGCUCUUCCAAAGGAAUGGAAGAAUAUAAUUCAUUCACAAGUAUUUAUCAAACUAAAUAUUGUCAGUCACAAAAUUGUUACCGCCAUAAAAACAGUUGAUAAAGUAUCAAAACAUUUGUAUAAAUUUUUUCUAGAGAAAAUAAAGGAAACCCCAUCACGCAUACAAGAGAAAUGGAAAAUAAAAUUGGGAAUAGAUAUUGUGGCCGAAGAAUGGAAUUAUUUUUUUAGUCUUCCUUUACUUAUAACUGAAGAUCCCACAUUAAGGGCAUUUCAAUACAGAUUACUCCAUAGAAUUCUAGGAACAAAUAUUUUACUUAUGAAGUAUGAGAUUUGA